AGUAAGGCAGCAGUGGCGCGUAAGAAAGUAGUUCCUACAUAAUACUAUUAUAACUGCUUAAUGCACCACUAAAUCAAAUCAAUACUAAAAAUUAAUUUUGCUUUGUUAAAUAUACGUUAAAUAUAAUAUGGUAAAUAGAAAUUUGUUCAAUAAUGCGUUCUUGAGCACGCGCACUAACACGCGAAAGUUUUGAAAUGUGCCAGAUGUGCCAGGUGGUGUGCUUGUGCGGUGUGCGACGAGAACCGAGAACAAGAUCGCGCGAGGCUUAGCAGCAGCAAGGCCAGAACCGACGCAACCGUUGGCGAAGGUUUCACAUGAAUCCUUUGACCAACGUGAAGAACAUCACCAAACUCAACGAGACCGAGUUAAAGCUUGGCAUCAACGAGAAAACAUCUUGGCAUAAGAAGUACAAGGACAGCGCCUGGAUCUUUGUCGGGGGGCUGGACUACGAGCUCACCGAGGGCGACAUCAUCUGCGUCUUCUCCCAGUUCGGAGAGAUCGUUAACAUCAAUUUGAUCCGGGACAAAAAGACCGGGAAGUCCAAGGGCUACUGCUUCCUGUGCUUCGAGGACCAGCGAAGCACGGUCCUCUCUGUUGACAAUUUGAACGGAAUUUCGCUGUGCCAGCGCACCCUACGGGUCGACCACGUGGAGAACUACAGGCCGCCGAAGGACUCGGACGACCUGGACGCUCUGAUGGCCAGGCUGCACCGGGACGGCUGCGCUCCCGAGGUUCGCCGGGCAGAGGAGUCCGCCGGGGAAGAAGAGGAGGGGCGCCGGUCGGGCCCCGAGCAGGCCGACGACCCCGAGUACGCCAGGCGCCUCAAGAAGGAGAAGAAGAAGCUGAAGAAGGAGCGUAAGAAGAAGAAGAAGCUCAAGAAAGAGAAGCGUAAGCUGAAAAGAAUGGCCAAGACAACGGCGACCACCGCGCCGGCCGUACCUUCCUCGGAGUCCCAGUCGUCGGCAGAGUCCGGCAGCGCCACGGACGGCGGCACCCCGGCCAGGCCCCAGUCGCCCAACGGGACGCCGGCCGCAGCCCCGGCCAACGGCCUGGCCCGGCCCCCGAUCACAGGCAUCCAGAGCCGCCUGGUCAAGCUGGCCAUGUCUGGCUUUCCCCUGAGCCCCCCGAGGCCUCGCUCCCAGAGCCCCAAGAGGCGUACCCCUCCGGCCGGAUACCGCUCGCCGUCUUUCCAGAGGAGGACUCCAUCCCCACGCGCAGCCCGCCAGGACUCCCGUAGCCCGAGGCGUUCAUCGGCGUCUCCCUCGAGACGCUCUGGCAGCCCCAGGCGCUCGCCGAGCCCUCGCAAGCGCUCCCCAAGCCCUCGCAGACAGUCGCCGAGCCCGCGCCGACGUUCCCCGACUCCCCGCCGACGAUCUUCGAGUCCGCGCAGACACUCCAUCAGUCCACGGCGACGCACCCCGAGUCCUCCGCGGCGGCGUACUCCGAGUCCUCCGCGGCGACGAUCCCCGAGCUCUCCGCGGAGGCGGUCUCCGAGCCCGCGCCGACGUUCCCCGAGUCCGCGACGACGAUCUCCAAGCCCGCGCCGGCGUUCUCCCAGUCCUCCGCGGAGACGUUCGCCGAGCCCUAUCCGUAGGCGGUCACCCAGUCCCAUACGCCGGCGAUCGCCCAGUCCCAUCCGCCGGCGAUCGCCCAGUCCGAUCCGCCGACGGUCGCCGAGUCCGGUGCGGAGGCGUUCGCGCAGCCCCCGAAGACGUUCGCGAAGUCCCCGCAGAAGCCCUCGCAGAAGCCCCCGCCGAAGAAGCCCCGUUCGCAAGCGCUCGAGGAGUCCGCGGAGGAGGUCGAGGAGCCCCGUGGCCUCGCGGAGACGCUCGAGGAGUCCGCGGAGGAGGAGCAGAAGUCCGCGGAGACGCUCGCGGUCUCCGCGGAGGAGGAGCCCGCGGAGGUCGACGCGGAGCAGGAGUCGAUCGCCGCGCAAGAAGUCGCGCUCUUCGAGUCGGCACCGCAGCAGACGGUCUCGGAGCAGGGACCGCCAUCACCGCUGAGCUCGCUCCUUUCUUCCCGUUUUUCGAUCCCCAUAUUUGUGGUGUUUAUGUGCUGCACUCAAUAAAGUCAUUUGUCAUCCCAA
This is a messenger RNA of Ixodes scapularis (black-legged tick), 2086 nucleotides long. RefSeq names its product RNA-binding motif protein, X-linked 2. Bases 315 to 2003 code for a protein of 562 amino acids. Gene Ontology annotation, biological process: mRNA splicing, via spliceosome. The transcript has 6 exons. The record is from RefSeq and is a predicted model, not a curated record. Gene Ontology annotation, molecular function: RNA binding. Gene Ontology annotation, cellular component: catalytic step 2 spliceosome; U2 snRNP; precatalytic spliceosome. NCBI's taxonomy places the organism in Eukaryota, Metazoa, Arthropoda, Arachnida, Ixodida, Ixodidae.